AGUCUCCAGUGAGAAGGAGAGAAAGAGUCAGAAAGAGCAAAAGAGAGAUAUGGAGUUGCAGCAACAAAUUGUAAGGGACCCUCCGUCGGGAAGGGGAAGCAAACGUAUAACCCAUGUGGAUGGGACGACCCCACCUUCAUUGCCUACUAAUGAUAACAAUAAGCAUUUCGAUGAACAAGAUGAUCCUGCUUACAAGCAACCUGGCUGGAGAAAGUUUCUGGCUUUUGUUGGUCCUGGUUUCCUUGUUUCCUUGGCUUAUUUGGACCCUGGCAAUUUGGAAACUGAUCUCCAAGCUGGAGCUAAUCAUAGAUAUGAGCUAUUAUGGAUCAUCCUUAUUGGGUUGAUUUUUGCUCUAAUAAUCCAAUCCCUCGCUGCGAAUCUCGGUGUAUCAACUGGUAAACAUUUGGCUGAGCUAUGUAAGCUAGAAUAUCCAAAAUUCGUGAAAUAUUGCCUUUGGUUGCUAGCAGAGGUUGCAGUUAUUGCCGCUGAUAUUCCAGAAGUAAUUGGAACAGCCUUUGCACUCAACAUAUUACUACAUAUUCCAGUAUGGACUGGAGUUCUCAUAACUGGUUUGAGCACUCUCCUCCUACUGGGUCUACAAAGAUAUGGGGUUCGGAAGCUGGAAAUGUUGAUUGCACUACUUGUGUUUGUGAUGGCUGCAUGUUAUUUUGGGGAAUUAAGUUAUGUAAAACCAUCUGCUUCAAAGAUGUUAGAGGGAAUGUUCAUUCCCAAGCUUAGUGGCCCAGGCGCUACUGCUGAUUCCAUUGCACUAUUGGGUGCUCUUGUCAUGCCGCACAAUCUCUUUCUCCACUCUGCUCUAGUACUAUCAAGGAAGAUACCUCCAUCUGUUCGUGGCAUCAAUGAUGCAUGUCGAUUCUUUUUGAUAGAGAGCGGGUUCGCACUAUUUGUAGCAUUUCUGAUCAAUGUUGCAGUGGUUUCAGUAUCAGGAACUGUCUGCUUUGCUGACGACUUAUCCAGUGAGAAUAUUGAUCGAUGCAAUGAUCUCACACUUAAUUCUGCUUCUUUCCUUCUUAAGAAUGUGUUGGGGAAAUCAAGUUCCACAGUUUAUGCCAUUGCAUUACUAGCCUCUGGACAGAGUUCCACCAUUACUGGUACUUAUGCUGGUCAAUUUAUCAUGCAGGGGUUCUUGGACCUUAAGAUGAAGAAAUGGACGAGGAACUUGAUGACCCGGAUGAUUGCAAUUACACCUAGCUUGAUUGUCUCUAUCAUUGGCGGCUCUUCUGGAGCUGGCCGCCUGAUCAUCAUUUCUUCGAUGAUACUAUCUGUUGAGCUCCCAUUUGCUCUCAUUCCUCUUCUCAAGUUCAGUAGCAGUGCCAGCAAGAUGGGGCCACACAAGAACUCUAUCUUUAUCAUAGUGAUCUCUUGGAUCUUAGGGUUGGGCAUCAUUGGGAUUAACAUCUACUACUUGACUACAGCCUUUGUUGAUUGGCUGAUCCACAGCAAUCUACCAAAAGUUGCCAAUGUUUUUAUUGGGAUGGUUGUGUUUCCUUUCAUGGCCAUAUACAUUCUUGCCCUUAUCUACUUAGCAUUCCGGAAGGAUACAGCAGUGACAUUCAUAGAUGCAUCCAAGCUAGAUAAUAAUGUUCAAACCCAAAUGGAGAAAGGGUUCAAUGAUACUGAUGGUAUCUCUGGGUUCAAUAAUGUUGUUUACAGGGAAGAGCUUGGAGAUAUUCCACUACCAGAGUGAAUAAUAAGGAAGUUAUAUAUGAACUUGUGGUGGAAGGAUCCUUAAUUCUCCUGAAGCCACAACUGUAUAGAACUGGAAGAAAUAAGAAGGCCAUCAUCCUCUAUUUAUGUAUUCCUUUCUUUGUUUUCUGGUUGUACUUGGAAUCAAGGUUUCUAUUAAAAGGGUUGUACCAAAAAUGUAAUUUAGGCUUUGUUGUACUAUAUUAAUUAAGCAAGUUUCCAGUU
Molecule: messenger RNA, 1932 nt
Organism: Macadamia integrifolia
Lineage: Eukaryota; Viridiplantae; Streptophyta; Magnoliopsida; Proteales; Proteaceae
Product: metal transporter Nramp5-like
Exons: 13
Coding region: 50-1708 (552 amino acids)
Biological process (GO): metal ion transport
Cellular component (GO): membrane
Molecular function (GO): cadmium ion transmembrane transporter activity; manganese ion transmembrane transporter activity
Source: RefSeq, a predicted model, not a curated record